This is a messenger RNA of Dendrobium catenatum, 2178 nucleotides long. RefSeq names its product protein HOTHEAD. The transcript has 5 exons. Bases 217 to 1968 code for a protein of 583 amino acids. The record is from RefSeq and is a predicted model, not a curated record. Gene Ontology annotation, molecular function: oxidoreductase activity, acting on CH-OH group of donors; flavin adenine dinucleotide binding. Lineage: Eukaryota; Viridiplantae; Streptophyta; Magnoliopsida; Asparagales; Orchidaceae.
UCCAGCUAUCUCGCUGUUAGGUGAAAAAGAACCCCAGAGAAAUCUGGAGCUCAUCUUUGCACUGUAACCGCUAUUGCUUCUUCGGCCCCACCUCGUACCACAACCAAUCUUAUCUUUUCCUUCUCUUUUCUCCUUCUUAUAUAUAUAUUUUGCUCCCAAAUCUAGUCUCCCCUACUGCAGUACUGCAUCCCUCUCUCUCUCUCUGUUGGGUAAAGGAUGGAAGUCAGAAGAUUACAAAAGAGUUGUCUUCUGCUAUUUUUCUGCUUUGUUGGUUUCUGCCACUCUGAAUUUGCUCCGAAAUACACGUUCCUGAAGCAAGCAACUGAAGCCCCAGCCGUCUCCUACUACGACUACAUAAUCAUCGGCGGCGGCACCGCCGGCUGCCCCCUCGCCUCCACUCUCUCCCAAAAGUUCAGCGUCCUCCUCCUCGAACGCGGCGGCUCACCGUACGGCAACAGCAACAUUACUAACCUCGCUUCCUUCGCAGACACUCUCGCCGAUCUUUCACCGACCUCUGCGUCGCAGCGCUUCGUAUCGGAGGACGGCGUUAUAAACGCCCGAGCGCGCGUUCUGGGCGGCGGCAGUUGCCUGAACGCCGGGUUCUAUACUCGGGCCAGCCCGGACUAUGUUCGUCGGGCCGGAUGGAGUGAUGGGCGGCUUGUUAAUGAGUCUUAUAGCUGGGUCGAGCGGCUCGUUGCUUUUCAGCCGCCGAUGCUGCAGUGGCAAUCGGCGGUGAGGGACGGGUUGCUGGCGGCCGGUGUGACGCCGUACAACGGAUUCACCUAUGAUCACAUCUAUGGGACCAAGGUCGGUGGGACCAUCUUCGACCGUAACGGACACCGACACACGGCGGCGGACCUGCUGGCGUACGCGAAUCCAUCACGCCUGACGGUUCUUCUACGGGCGACGGCGUCCAAGAUAUUAUGGAAUUUGAAUGGGAGGAGAAAACCGGCGGCGAACGGAGUGCUGUUUAAGGAUGAGACGGGAAGGUGGAAGAGAGCGUAUGUGAAGAGAGGGGGUGAGAUUACGCUGGCGGCGGGCGCGUUGGGGAGCCCGCAGUUGCUAAUGCUAAGCGGCGUGGGGCCGAGAGCGGACUUGGAGAAGAAAGGGAUAAAGGUGGUGGUGGAUCAGCCGAUGGUGGGGAAGGGGAUGUCGGAUAAUCCAAUGAAUGCUAUAUUUGUGCCGUCGCCGACGCCGGUGGAGACUUCGUUGAUACAGGUGGUGGGGAUUACGAAGUUUGGGAGUUAUAUUGAGGCCGCUAGUGGGCAUUUUUUCGCUGGCUCGACUGGUGGUGGUGGUGGUGCGGAGGCGCCGGCGGCGAGGGAUUUCGGCAUAUUUUCGCCUCAGACAGGGCAGCUCUCCACCGUCCCGCCAAAGCAAAGAACCCCUGAGGCCAUCGAACGCGCCGUAAAAGCCAUGAACAAUCUCGACGAAUCGGGCUUUCGCGGCGGCUUCAUCCUCGAAAAAGUCAUCGGACCGCUCUCGACCGGCCACCUGGAGCUCAAAACCCUAAACCCCGACGACAACCCAUCCGUCACCUUCAACUAUUUCAGCAACCCGCUCGAUCUCCGCCGAUGCGUCCAAGGCAUCAAGACCAUCGAGAAAGUCAUUCAAACCAAACCCUUCCGCAAGUUCAGAUACCCCUUCAUCUCCAUAGAGGCUCUGCUCAACAUGACGGUGAACUUUCCGGUGAACUUGCUGCCGAGGCACCAAAACGACUCCAAGGAUCUGGAGCAGUUUUGCAAGGAUACGGUGAUGACUAUCUGGCAUUACCAUGGGGGGUGCCAGGUGGGAAGGGUUGUUGAUGGGGAUUACAGAGUUAUUGGCGUUGAUGGGCUGAGGGUGAUUGAUGGCUCCACCUUCUAUUUCUCGCCGGGGACGAAUCCGCAGGCGACGGUCAUGAUGCUUGGAAGGUACAUGGGCGUUAAGAUCCUAAAUGAGAGACUGCGAGCAAAAGGAGAAACCUGAUGUCCUUUAUGGAAUAGGAAGCUUUGAAUUAGUUUCUUCGUGUCUCUUAAUGUUGGCGUUAUGUAAUAUGGUGUAGAUCAGUCUGCUAUCUGAAUGAUUUUUGUGGAAGAAUAAGAGAAUAUAAUGAGAAGAGUUUACUACUUGGUAUUCGUUAAGAGUCUUAACUUUAUCGUGUGAUUCGUUCUGUGGUAUUUUGCUAUGUUGAAGAUA